AUGGCCGAGACAAAUGCAAACCAGCCGCUAGAAACUCAAGACGGCGCCGAAAUGAGCGCUUCCAGUGAUGAUGGAGAGCCCAAGCACGAAUAUCCUUCGGGCCUGGCAGUGGCCUUUAUCCUCAUCUCAGUCACGCUGGCUUAUUUCCUAUUCUUCCUUGAUCUUGCUGUCAUUUCCACCGCCAGUCCGUCCAUUACCUCCCAGUUCAACUCCUUGGUGGACGUCGGUUGGUAUGGUGGUGGUUACCAGCUCGGAAGUGCAGCCUUGCAGCCGUUGAGCGGCAAGAUCUACAGUCGGUUCUCUAUCAAGUGGACCUUUUUUGUCUUCUUCCUCAUCUUUGAAGUCGGAUCUGCCAUUUGCGGAGCAGCUCAGUCGUCGGCCAUGUUCAUCGCCGGCCGUGUUAUUGCGGGCAUGGGUUCUGCUGGAGUGGCCAACGGCGCAGUGACUACCAUUUCUGCCAUCCUCCCAGUGCAAAAACAGGCGCUUUUCAUGGGACUCAACAUGGGCAUGGGCCAGCUGGGCCUUGCUACGGGGCCUAUCAUUGGAGGCGCUUUUACCACGAAUGUGUCCUGGCGGUGGUGCUUUUAUAUCAACCUCCCCCUAGGCGCUGCUGUUGGCGCAUUUCUUCUCUUCAAUACAAUUCCCGAACCGAAACCAAAGGAUCCGCCUCUGCAGAUUCUUCGCUCUGUCAUCAAGGAGCUCGAUCUCAUUGGAUUCCUGCUUGUUUGCCCGGCGGUGGUGAUGUUCCUCUUGGGUCUCCAGUUUGGCGGCAACGAGUAUGCCUGGGACAGUCCGGUUGUCAUCGGCUUGAUCAUCGGCGGUGCUGCUACCUUUGCUGUGUUCCUUGUCUGGGAAUGGCGCCAGGGAGACGAUGCGAUGGUGCCACUUGCCAUGCUCAAACACCGAGUGAUUUGGUCGGCUGCAGCGACAAUGUUCUUCAGCCUGUCCAGUGUUCUUGUGGCCGAUUUCUACAUUGCCAUCUAUUUCCAGUCAAUUGGCGAUGACACGCCCCUGAUGAGUGGUGUUCAUAUGCUGCCAAUCACCCUCGGUAUUGUUCUCUUUACCAUGGUCUCGGGCACCCUAAUUUCUGUUUUGGGCUACUAUCUCCCAUUUCUUCUUGCCGGCGGUGCCAUAUCAUCGAUUGGCUACGGACUCUUAUCGAAAUUGAGCCCUACGACUCCGACUGCAACAUGGAUUGGGUAUCAAGUUCUGUACGGUGUCGGAAGCGGGUGUACAACUGCGGCACCCUACAUCGCCAUACAAAGCCUCGUGGCUCCAGAGCAGAUUUCCCUUGCCAUGGGCAUUAUCAUCUUCUGGCAAAAUAUCGGUGGUGCCACUUCUCUGAUCGCUGCCAACGCCAUUUUCGAUAACAGCCUUCGUUCAGAGCUUGAAAAACGCGCGGCGGAAAUCAGCCUCUCUCCAGACACCAUCAUCAAUGCUGGAGUCCGCUCCAUCCGUUCACUGGUGUCUGGCUCCGAACUAACAGCUGUACUCGCCGCAUACGCCAAAAGCGUCGACAAAGUCAUGUACCUGGGCAUUGCUGUCAGUCUCACCGUCAUCGUGGUUUCUCCGGGACUUGGAUGGAGGGACAUUCGGAAGGUCAAGGCCCAGGAGCUUCAGGUACUCUCUAGCAAGUCUCCUAACAGGGUCGAGAAGAUUCUGCAGUGA
Penicilliopsis zonata CBS 506.65 is the source of this 1668-nucleotide messenger RNA. RefSeq lists its product as hypothetical. Bases 1 to 1668 code for a protein of 555 amino acids. Gene Ontology annotation, biological process: transmembrane transport. The transcript has 6 exons. NCBI's taxonomy places the organism in Eukaryota, Fungi, Ascomycota, Eurotiomycetes, Eurotiales, Aspergillaceae. Gene Ontology annotation, molecular function: transmembrane transporter activity. The record is from RefSeq and is a predicted model, not a curated record.